CGUGUUACCUGAACGUGCUCCGGUGAACAAAUGACAACUGCAAGUUGGUUAUUCCUGCGUUUACGUAUCAACACACAAUGCGCUCCGUUUGAUUACAGUUCAUCCACGAAAUACGAAACACUAUUCUUUUAUCUUAUCCAUGCACAAAGGUUUGAUGUCACAUCUGCGUACAGUGAUCUGUUCCACCUAAAUUUUAAGUGUAACGAUUUCUACGCCACGAAAACUUGUCCGCAAAGUAAUUACUUAGGCUUCUCGUUCAGCAUUUUCAAAACAUCUAGCCUUGGUUUUUCUGGAGUUUUGUUUUUUUUUAAUUAUACGAGGGAGUUGUGGGCUCGUGCCGGUAUCAAUUCUUGCAUUUGAAGAUGGAUUUAUUGCGAUGUCUCAUUAUCAUCGCUGUGUCGGUUUGUGAAAUUACUGGUGGUAUUUCGCCGGAUUUAAGGGAAACAGGGGAUGAUAUCCGUAUAACAAAUUUAUUAAUGGAGAGUGCAGUGAAGUCGGAUGCAAGUUUUAUGACCUUUGCAAAUAUAUCCGCACCAAGUCUUGAUGUAACCUCCAUCCAUCGCAUUGCUACUCCCAUUGGUUAUUGGUAUUCGUUUGAAAAAUGGUUUAUGAAAAUAGUGCAACCGGCUGAUCUGAGCAUAGAUCUAGGACUGGAAAUGUAUGACCAGCUAAUCGUGAAUGGAUUUGCAAUAAAUACGCUGUUUUCUUUCCUCGGACGUCCUGAACUUCUGGGUACGGUAAUCCUGGUAUCGCUUGGAAUAGUAUAUGUGGUUAUAAUGCUUGUUGGAGGGUUUAUCUUUUGUUGUUGCCGCUGCUGCUGCAAUCAGAAAUACCAGAAAUACGACAAACACGGCUCGACUUGUGCGCGUUCCACAAUGACAAUGUUUCUCCUGCUCUUUACUGUGAUAAUGGCGUUUGCCACAAGCAUGUUGUUGAUAUCAUUCAAAGAUCUGGACACAUCUUUGCACUCCGCUCCUCGCGUCGUCAGUUCCAGUUUUUCCAAUGUUGACGCUGUACUUAAUUACACUGCUGCGCAAGCAACAAUAAUUCGAAAUCGGCUUUUCAAAUAACCUCCACUGCAAUUAUGACCGACUUGCAAAAUUCCGGAAGCAGUAUCAGUGCAGAUUUAUAUGCAGCGCUGAACCAACCAACUUUUCAAACCGCCAACGCAACAAAUAUGACCAAUACGCAAGUUGUCGUCGAUAUUCAACCGGAAAACCUGACAACGUCUCAAAACUCCUUCGAAACUACGCUGCACAAUGUGGUCAACAUCAACGAAACAAUUGAAAAUGUUCUGCAACAUCUCCGUACCUUGAAUCCAAAUAUGACCGGCAUUCAAAUCCAGAUGAGAAAUCUAAGCAGCUUCUUGGCAUCCGCUAAAGAGGAGCUGGAGAGAAUUGCCUGCAGCAGCCCACCGUAUGCGGUACUCUUGGUAUUGAUGCACAACAACUUCAAAUUCAGGAAGAUAUCUACGACUCUGAUCCUAACAUGGCCACCGCGGACGCCACUUUAGAAUCUCUUAAAGAGCGAAUCGAGCAACUGGGAAACGAAGGUCUGCACCAGUACUACAGCAUUCCAGACCGGAUACAGAACGCAAUACCUUCUGUGCAAAAAGAACUGAACAGUUCUUUACAAACAUUCGAGAAGGAAAUGGAUGACAAUCUGAUAACUGUCCAAAAAGAAAUUGCUGACGUUCGACAAAGUGUGGGAAAUAUCAGCCAGGACGCUGAACGAUCGGUUUCCAUAAUUGUACCAUACAGUGAUUAUGUGUGGUACGGCGCGAUCGGACUGGCUACCUUGUAUUCGGUUCUGCUCUGUCUAAUUUUCCUGGGAAUGUGUUGUGGUGCGGCGUCAUUCAAAUCAAAAACUCUUCCAACAGAGCGUCGAGGAUGUGUUGUGGCUUCUGGAACCAUAAUGAUGAUAUUUGUUUACGUUACCUUAUUGGUUUCGUGGAUAUUCAUGGUGGCAGCUAUGGGCAUAUUUUUGGCUGGCACCAUCUCCGAUUCGGCGAUAUGUCCAGUGAUUCUCGGGAAGGCAGAUAACUAUUCCAAACUUGAUAAGGCACUAAGUGUUUUUGUGCCAAACGGUUCAUUGCCCGUAAAUGUGUCCAAAGCCUUAACGGAAUGUUCGUAUGAUAAUUCCACAUUAUUCACCAUAUUGAACUUGACCGGGGAGUACGAUCUGAGCAGCCUUUAUCAGGAACUGGACAAUCUGGAUAUACACAGCGAAAUAAAUCAGUUGACCCAAAACAUUUUCGGCAUCGAUGUGUUCAGCAGCAAUACCGAAGACGCCAUUCGCAUGUUGACCGAAGAACUUUCGCGCGUGACCUUUAAUAAUUACAACUCAUCGGACAUUGUGAAACCCGUAUCAGCACUGGAAGUCAACAUUCAAAAUUUACUAGACAAAAUCGGCGAUAGUGCAGUCCCAGGCUUCGAAGACCUUGUGAUGCAAUUACAAACAAUUAUGCCAUGGCUUUCACGUUUAAAAGGAGAAAUCCAAAGUGUCGCGGCAGAAGUUGCCAUGUUCGACGCUCUGAAAGAUACUUCCUUAUCCCGUGUUAACCAAAUUUACUACGCAGCCAGCAAAGCAAAAUUACAUCUUAAUGGCACAAUACUGGCUGAGAAUGGGACUUUAAAUGAGAUAGUGCGCAACUUCGCUGAUCAUCAAGUGAAAUAUGGUCGGGAGCUAGUAGAUUAUAUUAUUUACACGAUAGAAAACGACAUCGGGAAAUGUCGUCCUCUCUAUGACACAUACGAAAACGUGGCCAAGUUUCUUUGUGAGGAUACUAUCGCACCACUGAAUGGAAUAUGGCUGGCAUGGGGAUCAAUCUUAAUUGCAUCGGUUCCCACAAUAAUAAUAGCCACGCGUUUAUCCAAAUACUACAGUCGCGCAAAGCGCACAAACGUACAGCGAAGACGUCCAGAAAUGUAUUUUGUGCAAGCCCAUGGAGACAAAGAGCACCGAGUAUGAAAUUAAUGUGAUGUUUCCAGCCCGCGUGUAGAAGGAUGCAUUUCGGUUGGUCUGGAACCAACGGCGCUUCUCAUAAUGUCGAACGAUAAUCUGGAACUGAAGCAAAACUAGCACUUUGUUCCCGUGGAUGCGUCUAUUCGUGCUGGCUGCGAAUAUGAACGAGAGGCAGAGAGUACUUAACUGGUUUGUCUUGCAACGAGAAUUUUCAACCAUCAACGACACAGAAUUGUGAUAUUUUAUAUUGUUAAAACUGAUUCUUCUUGUGGCUUUUUGUGUGAUGAAAUUCGACGGUAUAACACUGUGCUUUUGGCGGUACAAGUACUAAAAUUUUCGAAAUCAAAACUGUUCAAACAUAACCGAGACCGU
Molecule: messenger RNA, 3336 nt
Organism: Paramacrobiotus metropolitanus
Lineage: Eukaryota; Metazoa; Tardigrada; Eutardigrada; Parachela; Macrobiotidae
Product: prominin-1-like
Exons: 18
Coding region: 1489-2970 (493 amino acids)
Cellular component (GO): membrane
Source: RefSeq, a predicted model, not a curated record